AUGCUAGUUACAAUAGAAAGUCCUCCUGUGGAGUUUCCUGUAAAUGUAUUAUCACGCCAGGCGACAUUUGAAAUUCAAUAUGGUCAUAUACAACGACCUACUCAUUUUAAUACUUCUUGGGAUUGGGCAAAAUAUGAGGUUUAUGCUCACAAAUGGAUUGAUGUAUCAGAACAUGAUUGGGGUGUGGCACUUUUAAAUACAAAUAAAUAUGGCCAUGCAGUUCAUUCCAAUGUAAUUCGGCUUUCUUUGCUGCGAGCCUCAAAGAGUCCAGAUCCAACAGCAGAUAUUGGAGAACAUAGAUUUUCAUAUGCUCUCAUGCCUCAUACAGGGUCAUUUCAACAAGCAGGUGUUAUUCAACAAUCAUAUCAACUUACCUGUCCACUUCAGUUAUAUCUUACAAACAAUCCAGGAAGUCAUCAUCCUCCUCCUGGCUUUACAAUGCAUAGGGUUUUACCUUUAGAAAUACACGAAUCCCUCAGUUGGUUUCAGGUAAGCGACUCUGCAGUUAUUAUUGAUGCUGUCAAGAAGGCAGAAGAUAGAGAAGGAUGUUUACUUGUAAGAUUGUAUGAAGCUUAUGGGAGUCGAGUGAAAGUAACAUUGAGAAGUUGUUUGCCGAUAAUAAAAGUAACGUUAUGUAAUGCUUUAGAAGAUAUAGUGAAUGAACCAGGAGGAGAAGUAAUGUGGAAAGGUGGUAGUGUUGAAUUAAAUUUUACACCAUUCCAAGUGAUAUCCCUACUCCUAUAUUUAGAAAUGUAAUUUCUUUUCUAAAUUGUAAUACUAUUAUUUUUAUUGAUUACAUAACAAUCCUGCCAUUGUAGAUGUUGUUAAUAUAUACCAGAGGCAUAAUGAAAAUUAAUUUAUAUGUGAUUAAAA
Centruroides sculpturatus (bark scorpion) is the source of this 873-nucleotide messenger RNA. Its product is annotated as alpha-mannosidase 2C1-like. Gene Ontology annotation, molecular function: alpha-mannosidase activity; carbohydrate binding. The transcript has 5 exons. The coding region runs from base 1 to 756 and encodes 251 amino acids. Gene Ontology annotation, biological process: mannose metabolic process; oligosaccharide catabolic process. Lineage: Eukaryota; Metazoa; Arthropoda; Arachnida; Scorpiones; Buthidae. The record is from RefSeq and is a predicted model, not a curated record.